UUACAAGACAGGAACCAGAAGUCAGAUCCGGAUGAAAUUCAGAAGUUAUGUGGAGGAUUAUAACACCGCUGAGAAAAGUGAGUUCGUUCCAUUCUGUGACCACUAUCUCAGGUGCUUCCGGAACCGGAUGCCGGGGACUGAAGUAAUCGGAAUGGAUACGUUUGGCCAUCAACUGACAAGGCCUAUCGAUUGGAACUGAUUCGAGCCCCCAAGCAAUGACAGUACUGCUCUGUAUAAUUGCUUGAAAUGAUUAACACUCUUUAUCCUGUAAUUCCGGAACCGGGAGUUGAAUCCAAAUGAAAUUCAGAUUUUUUCUAUAGAACCAUAAGACCAUUUAUUUGAAUCUAAGUUUGUAAAAAUCGAUCAUGCCAUCUCUGAGAAAAAUAGUAAGUAAUUUGAAAUUGGAACUAAUCAACCUUUAAUGCCGGAACCUGAAGUCCGAUCAAGAUGAAAGUCAGGGAUUUUCUUUGGGGCCAUAAGGCCUUUCUUUUGAAUCUAAUUUUGGGAAAAUCGAUACAGUCAUCUCCGAGAAAAGUUAGUACACAUAUUUAUCCCGUAACGAAUAAAACCAACAACAGUGAAGUAUCAACGAAACCAUCCUACGUAUCCCCUAUAGAACAAAGUACACCAGCUGCAGUUAACAGCUUACCAUCCAACCAACCAGCAACUGCAAACAAUGUACAACAAGGCGCAUCUACAGCAACUAGCAAAGAAAUCACCAACAAUACCACGGCAAUGGAUGACGAGACGAACCACGAACAAACUGCCCCUCAAUCCUCGCAGGAGGGAAAAACUAAAAACUCAGCUUAAACUCAGCUUAAUCGGUCACGUAAAGCUUGUACGCGAAUAGGCCUGAAUAAAAAAUAUCUUUUAUAAAAAAAAUAACUUGAAAAACCGACUAGUAAAAAUUGUGUAAAAGUGUCAUAUACCAUUCGACUCAGUUCAUCGAGCUGAGCAAUGUCUGUGUGUGUAUGUAUCAGGUUUUCUCGGAGAUGGCUGAACCGAUUUUGACAAACUUGGAAAUGAAAGGUCUUACGGUCCCAUAAGGAAUUCCUGAAUUUCAUCCGGAUCCGACUUCCGGUUCCGGAGUUAUAGGGUAAAGUGUGUUGAAUAUUGUACAUCGUCACUUAAACUAGCGGAACAAAAACCGUAAAAAAUGUUGUAAACUGGACUCAAAACCGUUAUUCUCAAUCUUAGGGUCAAACGAAAGGUCUGAUGGUCCUACCAAAAAUUAUUUUCGGAUACACCAAGCAUUUAAAUCGUCAUUUAGAGUGCGAUGGCAAAAUUGUAUAAAAUUUUCAAAAUUUGAAUAAAAAAUAGGAGAGUUUGUACGUCAUGUUAGUUUUUGGCCGUACGAACCGACAUCGAUUACACCGGUUCUCGAGUUCCGGUGCCGGAAGUGCAUAUAAUAGUGAACCCACUUCGUUUCCUAAGGAAGACCUACGCGAGCAAAGCUCUGUUGCAUUCUGUAUGUUAUACUAGUUAAUGCACAAACAAUCUCUUAGUUUCUUUCAAAAAUCGAAGAGAAAAAUUUUGAAUAGAAUACCACAAUAUUAUACAUGAGAAAGGCAUCAUUACACCACUGGGUGGAUUAAAACAGGUUUUUCUAAAUGGUGACUACAAGACUACAAUGAUGAAUUGAAUUGUAGGACAUAUUAUAUAAAAUAUAUAAAAUAAUUUUAAACCGCCAAACAAAGGUCAACAGAUUUCACGCGCGUUUUGAUUGUUUUUUAUUUCCACUUAAUUAUUUACCGCGAAAAAUUGUUAAUUUUUUUUUGUGGAUCUGGGCAGCCGGCUACCGAAAAAAAAUUAUUAAUUUAUCAAACAAAGAAGUAUCUAUGUUAUCACUGUUAUUAACAUUGAUUAUUAACGGAUCUUCGCAAUAGUUGAUUUUUAUCAUUCAAUUUAUAAUUGUGAAAGACAAGCAAUAACAUGAAAGAAAAAAUACCAAAUAAAACUUUUCUCACAAUCUAGCCGAAAAUUGAUAAAUUGAAUGAAGUUUUAAUGAAGAGAUAAUUUAUUGAAAUAGAGUAAUCAGAUGUGAAACGUUGAAAAAAUCUGAUAACUUAAGAAAAAAAGACACUACUGCCUUUUACGACAUGGAAGCAGGAAUCCCGGUGUAUCUAUUCUUGGAAAAUACAUUUUCCGCGAAUUCCACACGGCAUCUACACUGGUACUGUCCGGAGAAAGAUAAUAGGUACUAUCAAUCUCCUAGUGGAUUCCAACCCCUUCAAAGUAAUUGCAUAAACUUUCUGUAUAAGAAAGCCAAAACCGCAAAACUAUAGAAAUUUUCUUCUGUUGCCAAAUGUCUUAAAUAAUUUAUGAAACAUCGAGAUCUGGUUUUAUAUUAACAAAAAAUUGUUUGAAAAAAAUCGACUUUGGGAUUUCCGGAAUCGAAAAAAUUUUUGUGAUGCCAAAUGUCUUCGAAAUGCAAGAAAAGUCGAAAUCUGGUUUGUAAUUUUGUUGAAAAAAAUAUUUUUUUGAAAAAAAAACACCUGUUCCAAUCCACCUAGUGAUGUAAUGAUGCCUUUCUGCCUGUAAUGAUGCCACCAUAUUUAACAAUGUGGUAGUUUUCAACACAAUUUUCUUCAAUUCUUGAAAGAAUAGCCGGAAUCGGAUUGUUUGGCCGUCUACUUUUCAUGUAUAACAUUUAUUUAUUUGUUUCAUUUGACACGGUUCAAAUUGCAAUAUAUUUUUUGAGCUAGGUUUAUGCGAUACCUUUAUUCUAGGUCUUGGGAGGCUACUGAUUCAUCAAUCGCGUCCUCGUCCAUUGAUUCAUCUUCGUUGUUGUUGUCUUAUUUUUGAAUAAAAAAUAUUUUUUCUUUUCGACGGUUGCCGGUGUUGUAAACUUUGGCAGACGCAUCUUUCUAUAGUUUUUAUUUGGAACCGGUUUGGAAAUGUUUCGAUGUUUCAUGCAAUUCUAAGACAUUUGGCAUAAAAAAAAACGGUUUCGGAAAAAGAAGGAUAGCUGUCAGUAUACAUAUCAACGAUGAAAGUAUUCGCGCGCUCAACUUUGUGGUCAUUCAUAAACUAGGUUGACGUCGUCGAGAUUUGAAGUUACUAACUAACUGCCUACGUGGCAAUUGUUGUUCUUCCAUUCUGAAGCUCUCGACUGCUGUUCCCAUGGUAACAUGUUGCCUACCUGUUAGAUUUCACGAAAAUCAUGACCUACUGCUCACCGGAAAUUUAAAUUUGUGUUCAGAGCAGAGAAUCGUGCUUCUUAAUUUGAUGUCCGUCCGUUGAAUCGUUCGUAUGUUUACCUAGAAAGAGAUGGAAGAAUGAAGGGAUUUAGUCUUUUUAAGUGUACUUCGUGAAACUUAAUCUCGGUUCAAGUUUCAAGCUAAGAAAUUUAAAAAUCAAUCAAACGUUGUUUGAGAGAGUCCAAAUGAUGAAUUUUUUAUAGAAAUGAAUCAUCGAAAGAAAGCCAUACGUUAUAAAAAGAGCCUCAACACACUUUUUUUUAUAUUGCGGUGUGAAAAGAAGAUUAGUGGCGCCAAAAAACUUGGUUUAAAAAUUUCCAUUUGUGUAUGAUUUAUCUUACGAGUUGAAAAUAGUUUGCAUCCAGUUUCCAACAGAACUAAUGCUGCCACGGUAGGAGCAUCGUUCAGGUAGAGAAAUCCUUUUUUCACUUAUUACUUCAACCUUCUAAUCCCAGUGAAGAAGACAAACAAUGUGUCUUAUCUCACCUAGACACCUGACCCGUCCAAGUCCCGUGCCACAACGAUAAGAAAAAUGGAUAGCCAAAAAUAAGAGACGAAAAGGAAUUUCCUUACCUGCUCUUUGCUGUACUGCAAUUUACACAUUUACACAGCACCAGCAGCAGCCUCCGAUCAAGGAAUAGAAUUGCAUUCUCGUUGCCACUUCUAAAUUCCAUUAGGAGAAGAUCGGUCAGUGAUUGAAAUUUGCUGUAAAUUUUUCCUGGAAUUCGAUUGUCCUGUUUUUUGUUUCGUCCUUCCGUUGCCAUCGCACUAUAAGAUGUGUUCUUUGGGUGAUGAAUGGGUUCAGUCGGUUAGUAAAAGUCCUGUUGUCAGCACGUGUCUCAUCGGUGCUCUUAGAAAUGUGUCGUGAAGUGAUUGUAGCUUUCUUUCUAUGUUUGGUGCUAAGUGUUUGCGCCGAGGUUCCGGAGUCCUCGGUGGCGGCUGUGACUCCACAAACCAGUGACCGACCCGUGAUGAACAAUCCAGCCUACGAUCCAACCAUCUAUCACAAAUUCGUUCCGCAGGAUGCCGUUCAGCAGUACGUUCAUUCCUACACCGGUCACAACUAUCCGGUUGGCAGUAGUCAAGUCUACGGAGGAUCACCGUAUGAUUCGACCGCAUUUGCCACCAUUCCGUCGAAAGGAUUCGAAGGCUAUCUCGUCCCGGUGGCUCCGAUAGCAGAACGCCGCACCAUCUUCGACUCGUUCCGCUCGGUGAUUCCUUCGGCCCGGUCGGUGGCUUCGUUCAUCGGUCAGGUUGUCUCUCUGGUGCUAGGUUCGGCCGGGGUAGUCGGAUUGGGAACACUACUCACGGCGGUACUUUGCUUCUUCACCCCAUUCUGUACGCUGUCGUUCCGGACCGCAAGAGCAUUCGGACUCGGUGAUGCUACCCAGCAGGUAUUGACCACCAUCGGCGAACAGGUGACCGCGGAUCGAGUCAAACGGGCGGCCGAAUUGGUCAAAGUGGCAAUCGAUAAGUUCCAACAUCUGAAUCAAGUUGUGCGGGAUUCCAGCGAAAGAAGGGCGGCGGCUGGGAGAGUUUAGCUUAGUGCCCUCCGGGUGAAGACGUGAUAAAUUUAGUGUAUCGAGUUUUUUAUAAGUGUAUUAUUUUUAAGAAACCCUGAUAGUUGGUUUCCAAAUACAACACAUGUAACAUUUAUUCAUAUUGGAUAGUAC
This is a messenger RNA of Malaya genurostris, 4873 nucleotides long. RefSeq lists its product as uncharacterized. Lineage: Eukaryota; Metazoa; Arthropoda; Insecta; Diptera; Culicidae. The record is from RefSeq and is a predicted model, not a curated record. The transcript has a single exon. Bases 3992 to 4741 code for a protein of 249 amino acids.